UGACAAUAUAACCAGUUGAAAGUAGUAUUUCAAUGCAAAGAUAAAGAUGCUGAUGGGUUUAUAAACAGCUAAACCUAUGCAGGGAAAGCAUCUGAAAGAGAGCUGCGUUAUAAUCAAAAGAUUGGCGAGAUUUGAUGUCCAAGAAAAAGUCAUGCAAGGUAUAAGAUGACCAAACUAGAACAAGGGAUAUUGGCUCAUGAGGAAAGAAAAGAACGAGCAGCAUUCGUGUUGAUACUGGAGACCUAGGGGUUUUUCUUUAACUUGAAAACUAAUGCGAGUGGAGGUACACUGAAAUAAGGUGGUACAGUAGAGGCUGGCCUGAUUGAUGAAACUUGCCAAUGACUGUAUUUCAUAUUGGAAAUAGAGCCUGAAGUCCAGACUUUCCCACUCUAAGUAGUUUUGAUGGCAGAAAAAAGAAGGUCCUACAGUGGAGGGGAAGCAAUGGAGGAACUCAUGGGGCCCAGUGGACAAAAAUGGGCUAAUAUGGAUCCAGAAGAACGAAUGUUGGCAGCUGCUACAGCAUUUACCCACAUCUGUGCAGGGCAGGGUGAGGGAGAUGUCAGGAGAGAUGCCCGGUCUAUCCAGUAUGAUCCCUACAGUAAAGCUUCAGUAACCCCAGGAAAGCGACUUGCUCUUCCUGUGCAACUGCAGUACCCACAUGUAGAAAGUAAUGCCACUUCAGUAACAGUCUCUGAGCCCUCCCAGAGACUCCGAAAGCCAGUGAUGAAGAGAAAGGUGUUGCGGAAGAAGCCAGAUGGGGAAGUAUUAGUGACAGAUGAGUCGAUUAUCAGUGAAUCAGAGUCUGGUACAGAAAGUGAUAUGGAUCUCUGGGACUUAAGACAAAAGCUUAUGAGUCUACAGUUCCAGGAAGACAUGGACUCCCCAGACGACAUUCCACAGAAAUUUACCCUACCAAAUGAAUACCAAGGAAUUUCUCAAGAUCAGCUCAUUUGUUAUCUACAAAGAGAAGGAAUGGGCCCUCCAGCUUAUGAACAAGACCUGAUCGUUGCCAGCAGACCCAAGUCCUUUAUUCUCCCAAGGCUGGACCAGUUAAGCCGAAAUCGGGGCAAGGUAGACCGGGUAGCCCGAUAUUUUGAGUACAAAAGAGACUGGGACUCGAUGAGGUUACCUGGUGAAGAUCAUAGAAAGGAGUUACGCUGGGGUGUCCGAGAGCAGAUGCUUUCGCGACCAGAACCCCAGGCCAAACCUCAGCACAUAUAUGUUCCAAACAAUUACCUGGUGCCAACUGAGAAGAAAAGAUCUGCCCUUCGUUGGGGUGUUCGUUGUGACCUUGCAAAUGGAGUCAUGCCCAGGAAGCUUCCUUUCCCUCUUUUUCCUUCUUAAGUAUUUUUUAACCUAUUUAUGGGAUUGUUUGAGGGUAAUCUUUAUCUCUGUCCUCUAUUUAAAUAGAAACAACUAACUUGCAAGCCCAUGGAACAUUAUACAGUAAGGACUUCACCCACCAUUGGUCUUUCCUAGGUCUAUAUCACAUUGGUAAUCAAAUACCACUUCACUUCCAAAUUACCACUCUCAAAUCUACUAACUGCAAGAGAAAUAAGGCCAGAAAGAAAAAAAACAGACCUAGUCUUUCUACUUUGUCAGAUAGCACUGUUUCUGUUUUAUAUUGUUUUUAACCUUUGGCCAAUGUGAACUGCUGUUUUUAAAGUUGCUGGGCAUUAAGCUUAUUCAUUAAAGAAUUGGGAUUUUGUGGACUUGA
Messenger RNA from Canis lupus familiaris (dog), 1717 nucleotides. It is a transcript of the gene HYLS1, whose product is annotated as HYLS1 centriolar and ciliogenesis associated. The coding region runs from base 403 to 1344 and encodes 313 amino acids. Gene Ontology annotation, cellular component: non-motile cilium; centriole. The transcript has 5 exons. The record is from RefSeq and is a predicted model, not a curated record. NCBI's taxonomy places the organism in Eukaryota, Metazoa, Chordata, Mammalia, Carnivora, Canidae. Gene Ontology annotation, biological process: cilium assembly.